UUGGUACUACUAAAAGAAGCCCUUCUCUCUCUUGUUUAGAGAGAUAUACUUUCUCUCUUCUUCCCCUCUUACAGACUUAUAUCAUUCAGAGGUGGAAGAGAAUUAUGGGUCUUUUCUAUGUAAAUAGUAUGUUUCGAUCAAUAUGAUCGAUCUUUUGUUUCGCUUGUCGGAUUAUACAUCCGUAAAGGGAUUUUUGGUAGUGAUUUCAGUCUAGUCCGGCUUGUUCCUCAUAGCUCUUUGUUUUCUCUGGAUUGAUUUGAACAAUAAUAGUUAUGAUUCUUCUAAUCAGAGUCUAUGUUGCCCUCUUUCUCUUUAAUUAUUUUCUCUAUUCCGAUUGUCUGACGAUUCCUUCCUGUUGUUGGUUAUCCUUGAUUCUCUGUUCAGAUUGGAGUCAAUCUUUGCUUCCAUUAAAGAUUAACGCAAAGUAUCCUUGAUGGAUAUUUGAAUUAAUUUUUUCCAAAUAGCUUGGUCGAUUGUGUUCAGGUUCAGUAGAGAUGAAACUUUCCUUGUGAAAGUGUUCCAACAAAAUCUUCACAAGUCUUUAUUGUGCUAUCAUCUCCGAUGAUUUGGUUUGGAACUCCGAUAGACUCAGCGGCUGUUAAAGAAAGAAGACUGCAAAAGAAUUGUUACAGAAGGCUCUUCUCUCCUGCGGUGGUGGAGAAUGACAGAGAUCAGAGGAGUAACCGCAGAAGACCAUGGUGGUGCAGUCUGACAGUGGCCGGAGGUUAAAUUUUCGCAUGAAAGACGUAUGGAGUUGAGCGUACAGAAUUGAAAUCUCUCGGAACAAACACGUGUUAACAUGUAGUGAUCUCCUCUUUUUGGAUUUAUUUAAAUUUUGUCUUAUUGAGCCUCUUCUGUAAAACUGAUAUCUGUUGUAAAAUCUAUUGGGCCAAAGUUUAAGGAUUUAAUAAAAUCCAAAAGUUUUGUCAAAAAAAAAAAAAUUGGUACUACUCCUCUAAAAAAUGCUGAGUCGCAAUCUUGAUUAGAUUGUUACUAAUAAACCUAAUCGAAGAAAUCAAAGAGGGAGGGAGGCCGUAAACGAAAAAUGGAUCUUCCAGAGAUAGCACUGGUCAACGUCUUGUCGCGAUUUCCAUUGAAAAGCAUCGCGAGAUUCAGAACAGUGAGCAAAGAAUGGAGAUCGCUCAUCGACUCCGACUUCUUCAGAGAUCAGUACAUCUCCUUCAACUCUUCUUCCUCCCUCUCCUGGUCUAUCAUCCAAACCAACCCCCACAAACUCUCCCUCGAAAUCAUCGGCCACCAUGGUUGCAACACGUGGGGUCUCGAUCGUUCUCCCGCUUCUUUCUUGCGUUUCUUCGCCAAGACCACAAUCAGAAAACUCUUGGUCUUAUCUUGUACCGAUGGUCUGGUCUCGAUCUGCGCAGAAGCUAGCGAUGGUUCUCCUUUGUAUUACAUCGGAAACCCUUUGAUGGAGGAUUGGUUUCAUCUCCCUCUCCCUCCGUUUCUCUCCUCGCAUGAUCUUGAUAGUUUGCGUAAGAACAAGCGUUUCAGUGACACAGGUUUCGUCACGAAGAUGCGGAGCGGGGUUGUUGUGAGUUACAAAGUUGUCUGGAUGCUGACUCACGGUAGAUUAUCUGAUAAACUCGACUUUAUGAUUUACUCAUCUGAAACAGGGACGUGGAGGAAACGACACGUGUCUUGUCCACGCACCACUGACUGGGAAAGACAAGACAAGUCGAUUGCUUUGAACGGGGUGCUUCACUGGCUUUCAGAGGAUACUCCUAGUUUCGACGCAAGUUCUAUUGUAGCUUACGAUUUCUAUGGAGGUGGUGAUGGUGAUGAGUGUCGUAUCGUACAUUUUCCCGGUGGCAAGAUAGAUGAAGUCACUGGAGAUAAUUUAUCUCAACGAGUUUACAGGAGGAGCUUCACAGCCUCUGAAGGAUCCAUUGUGUAUUUCAACGAGUUCCAUGAGAAUGAAACACAUACGUUACGGGUUUGGAGGCUGGUCAAGUACGAAGAUUGUCCUGAGGCUUGGCAACUCUCUUGGGAUCUCAAGUUGACGUCUUUGACUGAAUCUGGUAUCUGUUAUUUCCCCAUGGUGAUGCAUCCUUUGAACUCCGACAUUAUCUACUUGUGGAACUGGACCGCGAAAGGUUUGGUCUUGUUUAACUUGCGCACACGUGUGUUUAGUGUUCGUAAAGAAGCUGAAGAAGACGGCAAGUGUAUGGAUGGUUGCAGCUUGAGUUUUAACUGGUGCAGCGAGUAUAUGGACAGCAUCCGUAAAUACAAUCUCCCAGGGUAUCAACGUGGUCCUAACAGUCUCUUCUUUUCUCAGUAUGUUCUCCCUCGUUGGCUGCACCGUCUCCCUCGUCCUCAGUCUACUUAGUGUGUACUCUGUUUUGAGUUGAAGUCGAACCAUCCCUGAAGUGAAAUAUAAUGGUAGAAGGCAUUGAAUUCCAAGUAGGUAUCAGAACCAUUCUAAGCAUUGCGAAACCAACCCAUCAUGCACCAGCGUUGCGGUUUCAACUACAAAUCAAACAUUUUCAAAAAAUAUAUAUUGCAGAUUCGCCUGGUACUUUAUUAUGUCUCUGAACAAUGCUAUCAGUUGCAAAGCAGUCACAUUGAUUACAUUUAUUUAAGUAUCAUUAAACUAUUCUACCAAGGACAAGCAAGCAUAAGUAAUGUUUGAAGGGAGUCAUUGCUUAUUCGCCUUUUUGUUUUGGAAGAAUUCAUUUUGUUGUUUUUAUCCAUGAAUUAUGUAAUCGUUGAUUGUCAACAUAUCCAAUUGAACCAUUUAAACUCUUUAUACAUAUAUUUUCUUCUUA
This is a messenger RNA of Brassica napus (rape), 2783 nucleotides long. RefSeq names its product putative F-box protein At3g23950. Gene Ontology annotation, molecular function: protein binding. The record is from RefSeq and is a predicted model, not a curated record. Lineage: Eukaryota; Viridiplantae; Streptophyta; Magnoliopsida; Brassicales; Brassicaceae. The coding region runs from base 1046 to 2344 and encodes 432 amino acids. The transcript has a single exon.